This is a messenger RNA of Tetrahymena thermophila SB210, 921 nucleotides long. Its product is annotated as diacylglycerol acyltransferase. Gene Ontology annotation, molecular function: diacylglycerol O-acyltransferase activity. Lineage: Eukaryota; Ciliophora; Oligohymenophorea; Hymenostomatida; Tetrahymenidae. The transcript has a single exon. The record is from RefSeq and is a predicted model, not a curated record. Gene Ontology annotation, biological process: triglyceride biosynthetic process. Gene Ontology annotation, cellular component: endoplasmic reticulum membrane.
AUGACAGAAUUUUCAAAGUUAAAGGAUUUACCAAAGAGACCUUUUAGAACUUUAAUAGGAUCAAGUAUCUUGCUAUUAUAUGGACUUGGACCUUUUUUAAUGUUAAUUGUUUACUAUUAUGCUUAUUAGGGAAGCUUAGCAUGCAGAAUUCUUUCUGUGUUGCAAAUUAUUGCUUAAAUCUUUGCAAAAAGAAGCUAAACAUAUCUCAGUUUAUUAAGGUACCUUGACUUAGAAUUGUAUUUUGAUGGCUUCACUUUCGAAACAGUUGAUGGACCUAUUAAUUAAGAGAAAUCUCUUUUUGCUGUCCAUCCUCAUGGUAUUUUUAGUUUAGGCAUGUUCUUAAAUAAUCAUAGAGAUCACUUUGGAAAAAAUGCUGUCGUGUGCGGAUCGCGUAUGGUAACUAUAGCUCCAAUUAUGGGUCUUCUACAUAAAUUAGGAGGAAUGGUUUCUGUAAACCCUGAGAGCCUUUAGCAAAUAAUGAAAAAAGGAAAUAAUAUUGCUUUAUUACCAGGUGGAUUUGAAGAAGCUACUAUUUCAUCAAGAAAAGAAAAUAGAAUAUUUAUUAAAUCAAGAAAAGGGUUUAUAAAAUAUGCAAUAAGAUACGGUUACAAGGUUUAUCCUACUUUUGUAUUUAAUGAAAAUAGAAUAUACAACUACUUUGAUAAGUUUGAAAAUUUUAGACUAUUUUUAAACAAAUUUAAAUUAGUUGGAGUUAUUUUCUGGUCUAAACUUGGAAUGCUACCUGAAUUCAAUCACGAAAUACAUACUGUUGUAGGAAAACCUAUGGAUCUACCUCAGAUGGAAAAUCCUUCAUAGGAUAUAGUAGAAAAAUAUCAUACUUAAUACAUUGAAUAACUAUAAGCCUUAUAUGAAAAAUAUUCUAAAAUUUAUAACGUUAAAGAAGAAUUAAAAUUAUAUUGA